Coregonus sp. 'balchen' is the source of this 615-nucleotide messenger RNA. Lineage: Eukaryota; Metazoa; Chordata; Actinopteri; Salmoniformes; Salmonidae. The record is from the annotation of a GenBank genome assembly.
AUGCUUGCGAAGGUUCUAGAGGACUGGUUGCACACAGCCCUUCCCUACGUCGUCCAUGAGGAUCAGACGUGUGGGAUAGAGGGCCGCUCUAUUAGGUGGAACCUGAGUUUGAUUAGGGACUCCAUCACUUGGGUAGAGGAUAGAGGGCUGCCGUUAAUGGUAGCAGCACUUGAUCAGGCUAAAGCCUUUGAUCGAGUGAAUAGAUAUUUUAUUUUCAGGGUGUUAGGUAGGUUAGGUUUUGGGGAGAAGUAUAUAGGGUGGAUCCGUGCUUUAUAUGUCGGAGCAGGGUACCGGGUUAAUGUAAAUGGUCACAUGGGUGAAAUUUUUUACCUCGCGUCGGGGGUCAGGCAAGGGUGCCCGCUCUCGGCACUCCUCUUCGUUCUGUACAUGGAGCUCCCGACGACACUUCCUUGUUACUAUGCACGGACUUGUGCCUGACUAGGUCCCUUGCCAUUAUUGGGGAAUUCACCCGAGCGUCGGGAGCGGUUCUCAAUCACGGAAGAUGGCGUGGGAGGACGGAUGUGCCAGGGGGGGUUAUCUCUCUGUAUCGGGGCCCUGAAGAUUCUCGGGGUCUUGUUUGAGACCUCCGGCUCAGCUGGGGAUGUGGAGGGCUAG